Molecule: messenger RNA, 2394 nt
Organism: Gossypium raimondii (Peruvian cotton)
Lineage: Eukaryota; Viridiplantae; Streptophyta; Magnoliopsida; Malvales; Malvaceae
Exons: 3
Coding region: 1-2220 (739 amino acids)
Source: RefSeq, a predicted model, not a curated record
AUGGGCUUGGGCUUAAGUCUUUGUGUCCAUUGCGUGUGCCAGCUAUGCUUUGGAUCCUUGGCGGGUGGAACAAUCUAUCCAACUGCCUGCUAUAAAUUGAGGAAUUUGCUGAAAAAUCAGGGAAGACUUACAUUCGAGUUUCAAUUUGUGGCAAAGGGUUCUGAGUUGCAAGGUACAUUUGAAUCAAUUGUUAGCGGAGGAAAAAAGGUGAAGAAGGAAGAACUGCAUUUCAAAGCGAAGGUAAAGGAUAUGGAGCCAAACCAUGAGAAGGAAGGGAAGGCUGAGGUCGAACUUGAAUUGAAGACCAAAUCAGUGGAGGAGGAUAAGGGGGAGAAACAUAAAGAGAAGGAUAAGGAAAAACACAAGGAUAGUGAAAUUGGAGAAAUGAAGAAUAAAGAGGAGAAAAGGAAAGAGAAAAAGGAGAAGAAGGAGAAGAUGCACAAAGAUGAAGAAGAUGAUGAGAACACAGAGAAAAAAAAGAAAAAAGACAAGGAGGUGGAGAUGAAGAAAGAAGGAAAACACGAGGAUAAAGAGGUGGUAGAAGAAGAUGAAGAGAAAGAAGAGAAGAAGAAGAAAAAAGGAAAGAAGCAUAAGGAGAAAGAGGUUGAGGGAGAAGAAGAUGAAGAGAAAGAUGAGAAGAAACAGAAGAAGAAAGACAAGGAGAAGGAGAAAAGUAAAGACAAGAAGCACAAGGAUAAGGAUCAUGAGUUAGAUGAAGAUGAAAAGACUAGAGAGAAGAAAAACGAGAAGUAUAAGGAGAAAAAGAAAGAAAAGAAGCUGAAAGAUGAAGAGGAAGAGGAAGAGGAGAAAGUGACAGAGACAGAGAAGAAGAAAGACAAGAAGGCAAAGGAGAAGAAGAAAGAAAAGAAGAAGGAUAAAGUAGAAGAAGAUGAAGAAAUAGAAGAGGGAAAGAAAGAAAAGAAGAAGAAGGAUGAGGUAGAAGAUGAAGAUGAAGAAUUAGAAGAGGGAAAGAAAGAAAAGAAGAAGGACAAAGAGGCAAAAGAGAAGAAGAAGAAGGAUGAGAUAGAAGAAGAUGAAGAAGAAUUAGAAGAGGGAAAGAAAGAAAAGAAGAAAGACAAAGAGGCAAAGGAGAAGAAGAAAGAAAAGAAGAAGAAGGAUGAGGUAGAAGAAGCUGAAGAAUUAGAAGGGGGAAAGAAAGAAAAGAAGAAAGACAAAGAGGCGAAGGAGAAUAAGAAAGAAAAAAAGAAGAAGGAUGAGGUAGAAGAAGAUGAAGAAUUAGAAGAGGGAAAGAAAGAAAAGAAGAAAGACAAAGAGGCGAAGGAGAAGAAGAAAGAAAAGAAGAAGAAGGAUGAGGUAGAUGAAGAUGAAGAAUUAGAAGAGGGAAAGAAAGAAAAGAAGAAAGACAAAGAGGCAAAGGAGAAGAAGAAAGAAAAGAAGAAGAAGGAUGAGGUAGAUGAAGAUGAAGAAUUAGAAGAGGGAAAGAAAGAAAAGAAGAAAGACAAAGAGGCGAAGGAGAAGAAGAAAGAAAAGAAGAAGAAGGAUGAGGUAGAAGAAGCUGAAGAAUUAGAAGAGGGAAAUAAAGAAAAGAAGAAAGACAAAGAGGCGAAGGAGAAGAAGAAAGAAAAGAAGAAGAAGGAUGAGGUAGAAGAAGCUGAAGAAUUAGAAGAGGGAAAUAAAGAAAAGAAGAAAGACAAAGAGGCAAAGGAGAAGAAGAAAGAAAAAAAGAAGGAUGAGGUAGAAGAAGAUGAAGAAUUAGAAGAGGGAAAGAAAGAAAAGAAGAGAGACAAAGAGGCAAAGGAGAAGAAGAAAGAAAUGAAGAAGGAUGAGGUAGAAGGUGAAGAGAAAGAAGAGAAGAAGGAGAAGAAGAAAGAUGAAGAGGAUAAAGAUACUAAGUACAAGGAUGAAGAGAAAGAAAUCGACGAGGAGGAAAAGAAGAAAGUCAAAGUGGAAAAGAAUGUUGUGAAGGGUGACAGUGGCAUAACCUCCAGGGAAAUUGUAAUAGAAGAUACUGGGAAAGAACCAGAAGGUGAAGGAGACCAAGAGAAGCAAAAGGGUAAAGCAAAAGAAGAGAAAGAUGAUAACAAUAAAUGUGAGAAGAAGAGAAAAUUUGAGGGGAAGGACAAAAGCAAAGAUAUUAGUAAGCUGAAACAGAGGUUAGAGAAAAUUAAUAGCAAAAUAAAUGCCCUACUUGAGAAAAAGGCAGACAUCCUAAGGCAGAUUAAUGAAGCUGAGAACAAGACCAAUGAAGAUGCUGUGUAAUUGCAUACAUGGACCGACUGUGGUAUAGCACUAUGUACUAGUAUGUUUUACACACUCAUUUUUUCUUUGUAAUAGUAUGUAUAAUGUUUACAUGGAUAAUAUAGAUUCUCCCAAAGGUUCAUAUAUCCAUCACUCUGAUAUGAAAAUGACAGCUAGAAAUUUACAGCGUGAAAA